This is a messenger RNA of Myotis myotis, 863 nucleotides long. Its product is annotated as lymphocyte antigen 6K-like. Bases 1 to 780 code for a protein of 259 amino acids. Gene Ontology annotation, biological process: binding of sperm to zona pellucida. Gene Ontology annotation, cellular component: acrosomal vesicle. The transcript is spliced from 6 exons. Lineage: Eukaryota; Metazoa; Chordata; Mammalia; Chiroptera; Vespertilionidae. The record is from RefSeq and is a predicted model, not a curated record.
AUGAGAGGAAUGCGCGGCACCGUGCAGAAGUCACUGCUGUGCCGCCGCCGCCUGGUGGCAGCAGACAGUAACUGCGAGAAGCCGCGGGAGAAAAGUUCCAUCAGCGCCUCGCCCGCCCUUCUGGCACCUUCCGCCCUUGGGAGUGGGAGCCUGGCCUCGGCAGCUGAGUGCGGGGCCUUCAGGGAGCGCAUCCCGGGGCGGGGCCUCGGGCCCAGCGGCUCCUGCAGCGCAUGCGCCGCUUCUGGAAGGUUCGGCCUGGCCUUCGUGGUUCAGGCGCCACAGGGACCAGGGCCGGCGCCGCUGGAGAUGACGGUCCUCCUGGCCUUCCUCCUGGCCCUGGGCCUGCCGCGGGCGGAGACCAACGUCACCGGGACUGGGCGGCAAGGCGCGCUGCAGUGCCACUCGUGCGAGGAGUUCUACACGCUGAGCUGCGCCAAGGCCACCGAGUGCGAGCCCGGCAACGUCUUCUGUGUCACCGUUGUCGUGAGAAUGCUGGUCCGUUUCUUCUACGUGUCCAGGCAGUGCACGGAGUACUGUCCAGUCAUCAGGCCGUUCGACGUGCUGCCGUACCAGUCUUAUGUCCUCCUGAAGCCGACGCCUUUCCUCUACGCCUCGUGCUGCCGGACGCCGCUGUGCAACACGGACAGCCCGACCAUCAACGACACCGAGUGGCAGUACUACCGCGAGGCGGGGGGCGCGCGGCGCCGCGGCGGGGCCGGGCUCGGGCUGGCGCUGCUGCUGGCGCUCGCCGCCCUGUCCCUGGGCCUCAGACCGUCCUGAGCGCAUGGCCGCUCCGGGCGGCCGCCUCGCUCCUAGGAGCCCUCCCUUGGGGGUGGGCUGUGGCAUUAAACUUGUUUCCUGGA